This is a messenger RNA of Scleropages formosus (Asian bonytongue), 2673 nucleotides long. It is a transcript of the gene shcbp1, whose product is annotated as SHC SH2-domain binding protein 1. NCBI's taxonomy places the organism in Eukaryota, Metazoa, Chordata, Actinopteri, Osteoglossiformes, Osteoglossidae. The coding region runs from base 61 to 2265 and encodes 734 amino acids. The record is from RefSeq and is a predicted model, not a curated record. The transcript has 13 exons. Gene Ontology annotation, biological process: fibroblast growth factor receptor signaling pathway.
GCAGCGUUGAGUUCAAACGGAGAGCUUUAGGCGCUGGAGUUUCUCCUUCAUACCGUCGUUAUGACGUCCACUGGUUCUCAGAUGGCAGACACGGUGGCUGAGGAGGGCUUUACGGCUGUGCUGUCGGGUUCUAGCGGGGACGGUAGAGUGACGGAUACGCCGACUCCGGAGGAGCUGGAGGAGGAGGCGGGGAUGAUGCAGAUGGAGAUGGAGAUGGAAACUGAAACGGUGCGGAAAGCGACCGUGGAGACGGACAUGGAGACACCGGACACACCGCAGACACCGCACACCAGGCUAGACAUCCAGGGAGAAGCAGGCCUUUCUCAGGAUGAAGGUGACGAUGACAGCGGCACGGACCACAAUGCUGGGGACAGCCCUGGAACAAGUCUGCAGAGGGCUGAGCGUGUCGGGGAUUCAACCCUUCCGGACGUAUUCCAGACCAACCACCUGCUCUUUUACGAGCGGUUCAAAGCCUACCAGGACUACAUGUUAGGUGACUGCAAGACGUCAGAGGUGAAGGCCUUCGUAUCGGAUUACCUGGAGAAGGUGGUGGAACCCUGUGACUGGCAGGCUGUGUGGAGCACAGAGGUCUUUGAUGUCCUGGUGGAGGUGAUGGAUGUGCACUACAGUGAACUGAAGGCACGGGUGGAGCUGGUGGUGCCGUUGCGCUGUGAGGCCCGGGGCUGCGAGCUCAGCGAGGAGGCCAUGCGAGACCUCCUGGAAGCCACGCAGCACACGGUUCCCCUGCAUGAGCUCCACGUUGUCUAUGAUGAGUCCGGGGACUUUGACCAGACAGCACUCGCUGUGGAGCACCUGAGGUUUUUCUACAAACACAUCUGGCGGAAGUGGGACGAGGAGGACGAGGAUGACGACUUUGACUACUUUGUGAGAUGCGUCGAGCCGCGCCUCAGGCUACACUAUGACGUCCUGGAAGAUCGGGUUCCGGCCGGCCUUGUGGCCGAGUACCAUGCCCUCCUGACUCGCUGCGCGCAGAACUUCCAGGAGUUCUCGAACCUUCGCAAUGACCUGGGCAGUGACUCUGAUUCAGAGUUGGACAACGUGUCUAUGGUGGAGGGCCUGCGGCUCUGUGAGCAGAUGGAGGUGCUGAAGCGUAAGCUGCGCAUCAUCGAGAACCCACUGCUCAGGUAUGUGCUCGGCUACAAGGUGAACUCGGGUCAGCAGGCGUGCAGGGCAAAGGGGUUGCGGCCAACAGGCUCCCGCGUUGUCCACGUCGUCUCUUCGUCCAUGACGGUGGCCCAGCUGACCUCUCUCAUGUCAGACAAGCUGUGCCCUGACUUCUCUGGGGACGAGUUUGAACUGCAGUUUCACAGCGACCCACUGGAAGCGGUGCACUCCUGUUACCAAGGCGACGUGGUCAUCGUGUGUCCUGGGCAUUACCUGGUCAGCGGCUCCAUCAGAAUCCCUGACUCCGUUGAAGUAGAAGGAUUUGGACUGACCGAUGAGGUGGUGAUCGAGAAAACCGGCAAAGGAGACACUUUUGUCGAGUCAACUGCUGCCAACGCAAAGAUUUCCAACCUAAAGUUCAUCCAGCAUGAUGCCAUAGAGGGCAUCUUGUGUGUCCGCCAGGGCAAGCUGGAAAUGGAGAACUGUGUGCUGCAGUGUGAGACCACUGGCGUGAUUGUGCGCACCUCGGCUCAGCUCUCCAUGAACAUGUGUGACCUGUACGGGUCCAAGGGUGCUGGUGUCGAGAUCUACCCCGGCAGUGUCUGCUGCCUGGUGGGGAAUGGCAUCCAUCACUGCAAGGAGGGUGUCCUCAUCAAGGACUUUGCCGAUGAGCUGGAUACGAUGCCGCGGAUCACCAUGGUGAACAACGUGAUCCACAACAAUGAGGGCUACGGUGUGAUCCUGGUGAAGCCAGCUGACAGCUUACAGGAACGGGGAUCUGUGGGAGUCCACUUGGAUGAGGUGUCUGAGGUUCCAAAGCUUGUGGCCCACGUAGGUGAGGAGAGUGACCAGAGCAAGCCAGGAACCAACCAGACUGAAGUUCCCCUCAUCGUGGUGGAGGAGACCCCUGUGGAGGUCCACUAUGCUACCACCCCAGAGCUCAUGGAGGGUAAUGAUGCCAUCAAGCAGGAACUGGUGGCGACAUCAGCCAAGAAGAGUCGGAGGAGGAGGGCCAGCAUGCAGGAGCUGGGCUUGACGCAGGUGGAUGACAACCUGCUCUCCCAGGAGAUGUUUGUCUGCAUCCAGGGUAACCAGUUCAAGAGGAAUGGAAAGGGUGGCUUUGGAACCUUCCAGUACUGAACCCCACCCACCUCUCCCUAUUCAGCCAGUUGGCUCUUAUGGUCAAUUUAACAUGACACAUGGUCAUGCUUAGACCCUCCCACCUGCACAACUGGGCCACUUUAACACAAAAGCAGCAGUAAGUGACAUGCAGCGCUGUGUGUGUCUGUCUUAAGUUCUUUUAUAAUGGCCUUUUAAUGUAUUAAUUUUUAAAUACUGAAGCUUAUAUCUUAUUCCAUUACUGACACUUGAAUGCUCCUUUUCCACAGUAAAGUACAGGUGGAGACUGUCUGGUUGAGAGCUUCACAUUCAUAGUCUCACUUGUAAUGUUCACCUUUUUUAUUUAUAGUUAGUUUAUAGUAAAUGUCUUGUUCCUGCAAGUUUUGUGUGGUGUGUUUUGUAAAAGUAUUAUCUGGGUUUUGGGUGGAU